Messenger RNA from Fulvia fulva, 1152 nucleotides. RefSeq lists its product as uncharacterized. The record is from RefSeq and is a predicted model, not a curated record. Bases 1 to 1152 code for a protein of 383 amino acids. NCBI's taxonomy places the organism in Eukaryota, Fungi, Ascomycota, Dothideomycetes, Mycosphaerellales, Mycosphaerellaceae. The transcript has a single exon.
AUGGCCGAGACCAGGGAACCAUGGAUGGCCGAUGCCGACAAACCACUCGAAGGUCGAACACCACGCGAGAUCGCGGAGAACGACGCGGACACGUCAUAUUUCCGCAACCUCUACACUCAAUACGGCAAUGAAAAGUGGCCAACGACGGACGGUAAGGACGAGUUCAAGGCUUUCCUCAGGCGCAAGGACAAGUUUCGAAAUAUCAACGACACCUCUGCAUUCACCCCAAGUAGCCAAAACUCAACGCUGCCUAAAUUGAAGGCGAAUGCCAUACGGUAUCUACACCGCUAUUCGACCGAGGGUCAGCCCCAGGCACAGAACCCCAUCACAGCACCCACUCAGACUCCGGCCUCCAAGUUGCCAGUUGCUACCACGCCGGUGGUCGACACCGCUACAACUCCACAAGACCAACCUAUUGACUCGAAGACAAGCAAGCGCUCGGCAGCACACCACAUCAGUGAGGCUGAGACGCCAGGAAAGUUCAGAAAGCUCACAAAAACCUCAGGCCUUGCGACGAACGCGUCUACAUCGGCAAGCUCCGCGCUCGACCCGAAGAAGCGACUUGUGACUGAGUCGUCGCGCGUCCCUCAGGACAGCCUUAGCAAAGAGGACGAAUCUGGUACCCAUGAGCUGCAUCAACUCAACAAGAACCUCUUGGCAGAGCCUAAUUACGCCAAACCUCAAUCGCACUACACCGACAAGCCCACUGUCCCCGCUGCCGGCGCCCCUAGUGUAGUCGCGUCGCAGCAGAGUCAGCAACAAGGUCAGCUCGAUGCGCCUCCAUCACACGCGAGCAAGGCUCCUGUGAAGGGCACAGAUCUUCUUGUCCUUCAACAGCGUCACGAGAUCUCCCGUCUCAACGAGGUGCUUCACAAUCUCCCAGCUGAGUAUCAGCGUCAGGUGGAUGAGCAGCGUGUUCGCAAUACUGAACUACAUCACACGAUCGGCCGUCAGAACAAGCAGAUCAUCGACCUCGAGGCUGCGAGUCGACAGAAGGACGACGAGAUCACCAUGCUACGCCAGGCAAACUACAACUACGAGAAGGGGAAUCUGAUUCUACGAGGCAUGCUAGCGGCUGCUGAGAGCAGGAUCAAGGUGCCGGAGGAAUGGGAGGAAUUCACGGAUCAGAGGCAAUGUCUCGAAUCCAAAUAA